UACAUCUCACAGUAGCUAAUUCAGUUUAGAACGCAACAUCUCGCGAAAAUGUCCGUCUCGGAGAAAGAUCGCAGUUUCACCCUGCUGGAAGCGAACCAGUCGAUUGCUGGAAUUGUGGAGGACCGUUUAUCCCAGUUUCCCGUACGAGAUGUUCCUUUCCAGCUGCUCGACUUGGAUGAUAUCGUGGCAAAGCAUAUGAACUGGGGCCGGUUGUUGCCGAGAGUGAAACCAUUUUAUGCGGUGAAGUGUAACGAUGAUGGAGCGAUCCUGGAAACGCUUGCAAUGCUAGGAACCGGAUUCGAUUGCGCCUCGAAAUGGGAGAUUGAAAAGGUUUUGGACAUGGGCGUGGAACCCGAGAGGAUAAUUUUUGCGCACCCGAUCAAGUCUUCGGAGGCGUUGCUGUUCGCGAAGAAAAAGGGUGUUAGCAGUCUGACGUUCGACAAUGAGUUAGAGUUAGAGAAAAUAGCGCUGUUCUAUCCGGAAGCUCAUCUGGUGCUACGCAUUCGAUAUGAUUCAGAUAAUGCGUUGAUAUUGCUCGGGAAGAAGUUCGGCUGUGAUGCGCAGCGGGAAGGUCCGCAGCUGAUUCGAAAGGCGAAGCAACUGAAGCUGAACAUUGUUGGAGUUAGCUUUCAUGUGGGCUGCGGAAGUUUGGAUGCCGAUUGUUUCUACAGUGCGAUAGGGGCCGCGAAGGUUUUGUUUGAGUAUGCGAAAACCCUUGGGUACAAGCCCUCAUUGCUAGAUAUCGGAGGUGGCUUCCCGGGGGAUUCCGAUAAGCCGAUAGAUGAGUUUGCAUUGGCUAUCAAUCGUGCCUUGGAUCACUUCUUUCCAAACCUCGAUGGUGUGAAUGUGAUAGCAGAACCGGGAAGGUACUACGUGGGAUCGGCCGUAAGAUUGCUGAGUGCAAUUCAUGGUAAGAAGAUUAUUCGUAGUCCGACUGAUGACUCCGAAGUACUUCAGGUGAUGUACUACAUCAAUGACGGAGUGUUUGGGACGCUCUUCGAUUGGGUAAGCUUGAGAGCCAUCAAAGAUUUGGCGAGAGUUGUUCCGGUGAUAACGGAUCAGAAAGCACAGAAGCCACGGCUGAAGACCACAUUCUGGGGUCCGACUUGUGAUUCCACGGAUAUUAUUUGUGAGAACGAAGAAUUUCCAGAGCAUGAUAUUGGAGAGUACGUACUGUUUGAAAACCUCGGAGCUUACGGGAUGUCGUUCGCAACCAAUUUCAAUGGAUUUCCCAAUCCGACAGUUGAAAUCUACGCUCGAAAGGAUACUUGGGAUUCAUUGCUACUCAUAAAGGAAGUUUGCUGGAAGAAGAAAACACUGGAUUUUCUGCAAAAAUAUUUUUGAAGGUUGAUAAUUGUUGAUUGCGUAUGAAAUUGUUCGUUAUUUUUUUACUUCGCCUA
Messenger RNA from Toxorhynchites rutilus septentrionalis, 1400 nucleotides. Its product is annotated as ornithine decarboxylase 1-like. Bases 49 to 1344 code for a protein of 431 amino acids. Gene Ontology annotation, cellular component: cytoplasm. The record is from RefSeq and is a predicted model, not a curated record. Gene Ontology annotation, molecular function: ornithine decarboxylase activity. Lineage: Eukaryota; Metazoa; Arthropoda; Insecta; Diptera; Culicidae. The transcript is spliced from 2 exons.